AUGUCGCCUGUUCCUCUGCACAGCAGGGAGCUACCCCUCAUCGACCGCUCCUUCCUCACUGCGUCGAUACCCGACCUUGUUGCCCGGCUCACCGACGAGGAGAAGGCAGAGCUCUUAUCUGGCAAAGACACGUGGCAGACACGCGAUGUUCCACGUCUAAACAUUCCUUCGAUCAAGGUCACGGAUGGACCUUGCGGAGCUCGCGGCGAUUCGUUUGUCAAACGCACUCCCGCCGUCGUCUUGCCUUGUGAAACCGCCAUCGCCUCGACGUUCUCGCGCAAGACUGCCCACGCUGUCGGAACGCUACUGGCCGCAGAGACCAAGGCGCGGCAGGCGACUUGUCUUCUCGCACCUGGAAUCAACACUCCGCGUAGUCCCUUGGGAGGCCGCACGUUCGAGUACUACUCGGAGGAUACAACUCUUGCUGGCCAUCUGGCAGCCGCGGUCGUCAAUGGACUCCAGGUCAAUGGCGUCAGCGCCACCAUCAAGCACUUUGUCGCCAACGAUCAGGAGGAUGGUCGCCAGGGCUACGACGCUGUGAUCGACCCGCGGACGCUUCGGGAGGUGUAUCUUCGACCAUUCCAGAUCGUCCAGCGUUUGGCCUCGCCGUGGGCUUACAUGCCGUCGUAUCACAAGCUCAAUGGUGUGCACUGCUCGGAGAGCACAUGGCUCUUACGUGACUUUCUCCGCGGCGAAUGGGGCUACGACGGCUUGGUCAUGUCCGACUGGGGCGGCACGUACUCGACCGUCGAGGCGUUGAAUGCUGGGUUGGACCUUGAGAUGGGUGGACCAGGUACCUGGCGAACAAAGCUGCUUAUUGGACUCAGCGUUGCGUGCUUCAAACUUGACCCACGGACGAUCGACGACCACGUGGAGCAGGUGCUGCGCUGGGUGCAGAAGCUGGCUCGGUUGAACCCCGAGAUUGUCUACAACCCGGCGCCAGUGGAGCGAACGCGGUUCGAGACACAGCCUCAGGAAGCGGAGGCGACUCGAGCCAUGGCCGCCGAGUCGAUCGUCCUUCUCAAGAACGACGACAUCUUGCCUCUCCUGUCGCAACAGCGAGUCGCCGUGAUCGGCCCGGCUGCGAAGAAGGGAUAUAUGACGGGCGGCGGAAGCGCACAGCUGGAGCCGGCGUGGGUGUCAUCGCCGCUGUCCGGCCUUGUCGACAAUCGACCUUACCCCGACAUGGAGAUCGAGUACGCCAUCGGGUGCAUCAACCACUGUUUCCUGCCGGUUCUUGACGACCAUUUUACCUGCAUGGACGGCGAGGCGGGCUUUGACCUGCUCUACUACCCCCUGGUGGAUGGUCAACCGACCGCCAAGCCGCUGUACCACGAUCGCCAUCACAAUUCGGAGAUGCUCUAUUGUGACUGGACUCCGGGUCCGGGCUUGCUCCCCGACUACAUCACAGAGCUGCGCGCGGUCUUUACAGCCUCUGUCACCGGCGAGUACGAGUUUGGUGUUUGUUGUGUGGGAACGGCCAUGCUGUUCUUCGACGAAAAGAUGGUUCUCGACAUGACCAUGUCCCUGCCGAGGGGCAAGAUCUUCUUUGGUAAUGGAACCGAAGAGCAACGCGUCGUGGUGCCGGUUGAGGCCGGGAAGACAUACACUAUCCGCCUCGUCAACGACACGCGCCGUCCGACGUCCGGUGUCAACGCUCAGACUCAAAUCUUCAACGCCUUUCGCUUAGGUGCAGCGCUAAAGGUGUCGGACGAGGACUUGUUCGCCGAGGCAGAGGCCGUCGCGUCUCGCAACGACGUUGCCGUUGUGUGUGUUGGGCUCGGGCCGGAGUGGGAGUCGGAAGGAGCCGAUCGCGAGACCCUUGCUCUCACAAGCCGACAGGACGAACUCAUCGCGCGGGUUGCCAAGGUCGCGAAAAGGACUGUGGUGGUUGUUCAAGCGGGGUCUGCAGUGUCGAUGCCGUGGGUCGAGGACGUUGACGCCGCGGUGUACGCGUGGUACGGUGGCAACGAAGGAGGCAACGCCAUUGCCGAUGUCAUUUACGGCGCAUACAAUCCAUCUGGCCGACUCCCGAUCACCUUCCCCAAGCGCGAAGUCGACAUUCCCGCGGCCUUCAACUUUCGCAACGCCCGCACCCAAGUCAUGUACGGCGAGGGUGUGUGGGUGGGCUACAAGCACUACAAAGCGCGGGGCAUUGAGCCACUCUUCCCCUUUGGACACGGCUUGUCGUACACCACGUUUGAAUACUCGGACCUCAAGGCGGACGCGACGGACGCCGAUCCGGAAGCCUGGAAGCUCGAGGUGUCUCUUGUGGUCACCAAUACCGGUGACGUGAUGGGAGACCACAGCGUUCAUGUCUAUCUGGUGCCGCCGCCGACAGCGCCGCAGGGUCUCAUCCAUCCGGAGUACUCUCUGCAGGGCUUUGCCAAGGAGUACGACAUUGCUCCUGGACAGGCGCGUGUGGUGAACCUGACUCUGGACAAGUAUGCCGUUUCGCACUGGGACGAGAAGUGGAAGACAUGGCGUGCGGAGCAGGGCACGUGGCGCGUCAUGGUCGGCCGGACUGCCCAGACGAUGUGGGGCGACGCGAAGUUUGCCAUUGGGCGGCGGUUCGAGUGGAGGGGGUUGUAG
Vanrija pseudolonga is the source of this 2592-nucleotide messenger RNA. Its product is annotated as putative beta-glucosidase I. The record is from RefSeq and is a predicted model, not a curated record. Gene Ontology annotation, molecular function: beta-glucosidase activity. Gene Ontology annotation, biological process: glucan catabolic process. Bases 1 to 2592 code for a protein of 863 amino acids. Lineage: Eukaryota; Fungi; Basidiomycota; Tremellomycetes; Trichosporonales; Trichosporonaceae. The transcript has 4 exons.